AUGUCACACCUGCAACAGGAGUCAGACGCUGGACACGAGCUGCCAGUAUAUGAACAUCCGCCAGUAUACGAUGAGUUGUCUGCAUCCGAAGAGGUAUCAGCCCCCGAAGAGCUAUCAGCCGGGGAAGAGCUGUCAAUAUUUGAAGAGCUGUCGGUAUCUGAAGAGCUGCCAGUAUCUGAAGACUCGCCAGUAACCCAAGAGCUGCCGCUAUCCGAAGAGGCAGUAUCAAACCCGCCCCCUGUUUGGUUGCUAAGAUUGCUGUAUCUUGGCUGUAUGUUGGCCGUGAUCGGUGUUUGCCUUAUUAUUUUCGCGGCCAUCAUGGCCGUGCUUCCUAUUAUUAUGGAAGCUCUCAAAAAUCUUUUCUCCGAGACAAAUACCUGCAAUGGCUAUACCACUACUGAAUGGUAUCGUUCUGGUUAUGCCGCUGGUUAUACAGAUGCUCUCGCCAGUGCUUCAAACACCAAGAAUGCCACCAUUGAGAGCCGUGAUCUAAUCGACAUUCUAACCAUAGUCGACAUCCCAAGCCUCUCCACGAAGGACGUCAUUUCCGAAGAAAGAAACACGGCCGAGAACGAGCUUCACACCCAGGAACAGAGAGAAGAGUCUCCCGCGCUAACUACCCUGGAAAUUCCAGAUAUUCCAUCCAAAGACAGCAUUCUUGAGGAAGGCAACAGGACCGAGAAGGAACUCCAACUCGAGGGACUUGAAGACAUAACAACGCGAGAAAAGAAAGAGGAGGGUCUCCCACCGCCAUAUGCAAGAAAUGUCCUCCGGGAUAUAGAUGCCUCGAGGCGUCAUGUGUACGUGGCUGCGACAUUACCGAGGACUGUCGGGACAGAUAUCAGUGCAAAUACGGCCGAUAUGGAUACCGGUGCUUUGAGAAGACAGGUCGGCACCGUGAAUGUAUGGAGCAUGGGCAUUUCUGUCGUCGGCAUUUACAGUGCUGUACUGGGUACUGUGGAAGAAGGUCUAAGGGGGGAGAUUUCCUUUGUUCGCCAAAGCCUGAGGGGAUGGAUGGACAUGCUGAAGGGGUGGACGAGUAGUGGUUCACGUGUGACAUUGCUGUGUCCACUUGAUACGCAUUACACAUACUCCUACAACACACUCCUCUCCUUCCUAUUAACCCUCCCAGCCUGGAAACAUUCCGGCAACCCCGUCGCCUCCCACCCCUUCCCCGACAUCAACAUCACCAACCCCGGAGCACAAGUGAAAAUAGUCGCCAUCCCUAACCAGAUUAGCCCCAAUACCAAAACAACAAUCCAAUCGACUUACCAUGUCCAUUAA
Penicillium arizonense is the source of this 1284-nucleotide messenger RNA. RefSeq lists its product as uncharacterized. The record is from RefSeq and is a predicted model, not a curated record. NCBI's taxonomy places the organism in Eukaryota, Fungi, Ascomycota, Eurotiomycetes, Eurotiales, Aspergillaceae. The transcript has 3 exons. The coding region runs from base 1 to 1284 and encodes 427 amino acids.